CUUCUGCAAAGCUUCUAUUCCCUCUUACCCCGCCUAUUUGCCUUAAGUCUCCCGCUAUGCCACGGGGGUGGGACCUUCCUCUGUUGCCUGGAUACCUGCUGAUGUCAAGAGCCCAGACUUCUUCAUUCCGACACCCUUUAUAUACCCAGCACCUCCUCUGAAUAAAUGAGACUUGCUCAGAACUUGUCUUGGCCCCAUUCUUUGUGUCUCCUGUCCCUUCUUAUCCCCACUCCCCCUCUAGGGUCUCUGUUGACUCACCCGCAGGUCUGGACAAGUGGUGCCCAAAGUGGCUCAAGAACGGGGGAUUUGUGAGGGACUCCCAUUCAUAAAGCACGCAAAAGUUAAGAUAGAGGAUCGGUCAACGCGGGAACCUGCUGCGUUUUCCAGGCCUUGAUCAUGAAAUUAAAGUCCUGGAUCCUGCCACUGGGAAUAUUGCUGAUUCUGCCAUGGUUCUCAAGAGGUGGUCUAGAAGCUCCAAAAAACCUAGAUGAAUUACUACAAAACAUGUUUGGCCCUCCGUGUGAGUGUCGUAGAGGUAACCGUAAGACCAAACCUACCACAUUCGCCCAGUCCACUGAUUGUGGCAACAAAAUAGCCUUCCUUACGUAUACAUCCAGGAUAGGAGGAGGCUACUCCCAGGGUUGGGAAUGCUAUAACAAACCCCAUAUAAUACCAAAUAUUAAUGGCCAACCAGGAUCAUGCCCUACAGGAUGCCCAUACAAAGCAGAAAUGCAUUCUUCUUGUUAUGAUUCUGUACAAGAAUGCACGGGUAAGGAUAAUAAAACUUACUUUACUGCCAUAUUACAGAAAACUGCCUCUGGCACCUUUGGGGGCGAUUGGUCCACCACUCCACAAGUCCUUGGGUCAUCCAAGUAUGCCCAGGCCUCAUGUGAAGGCACCCCUGGAUACCCAGUCUGCUGGAAUAGAAUUGCCCCGUUACAUGUUUCUGAUGGCGGUGGGCCCCAAGACACUAUUAGAGAACUACAGGUACAAAAACGUAUGGAACAGAUUAUAGAACAAAUGUUCCCUGAGAUAAAUUAUCGUCCCCCAGCACUCCCCAAGUCUCGAGGGGUGGACUUGGAUACUCAGACUUCAAAUAUCCUAGAGGCCACACACAAGGCCCUUAAUGCUUCCAGCCCAAGCUUAGCCCAAGACUGUUGGCUGUGUAUGACCCUAGGCACUCCAAUGCCCCUAGCUCUCCCUUCUAAUCUUACCCCACAAGACCUCAUAAGCUCCAAAAGCACAAAUUGUAGUGCUAGCCUCCCUCUUAGGGUCCAACCUGUAGCGUUCAAAAAUUUUUCUUGUGUGCAGGGGAGCGUCCAUAAUGAUAGCUUUACCAUUGAUGUUGGAUUUGUUACCUUCACCAGCUGCAAUCAAAUAUUUAACUACAGUAGCCCUAUCUGCCCAAAAAAGGGACAUGUGUUUAUAUGAAGAGGAAAUUUAGCCUUCACAUUUUUACCUGCCAACUGGACAGGGCUAUGCGUUAUGGCUACCUUGUUGCCUGACAUAGAUGUCAUAUCUGGAGAAGAGCCCGUGCCCAUUCCCAGCUUUGACUAUGCCACGGGCCGCACUAAAAGGGCAGUUCAGCUCAUCCCUUUGUUGGUGGGACUAAGAAUUACAGGGGCCCUGGGAACAGGUACAGCAGAAUUAGGGGUAGCAGUGCAUUCUUAUACUAAAUUAUCUAAUCAGCUGAUUGAUGAUGUACAAACAUUAUCCGGUACCAUCCAAGACAUCCAAGAUCAAAUAAAUUCUUUAACAGAAGUAGUCCUAGAGAAUAAAAGAGGUUUAGAUCUCUUAACAGCAGAACAGGGAGGGAUCUGCUUGGCUUUGCAGAAACGCUGCUGCUUCUACGCAAACAAGUCCGGUAUUGUUCGAGAUAAAAUAAGGAGACUUCAAGAAGAUCUUAGUAAGAGGAGAAGAGAGCUAUUUGAAAACCCCUUUUGGGGCACAUGGAAUGAAAUACUACCCUAUCUCCUCCCCCUAUUGGGAUCCUUGAUUGGACUAUUAAUACUUUUAUCAAUAGGACCCUGUCUUUUCAAUAGGCUAAUGACUUUCGUUAAACAACAACUGGAUGCCAUUAAGAUGCAGCCCAUACAGGUCCAUUACCACAGGCUUGAGAUGGCCAACAGAGAAAGUUGUGCUGACCUCGAAGGAGUACAUUAUGAUGAUGCCCAAUCCGGGUAAAGAGACUUUCUCACCUUGGUGCAAUGGACUAGAUAGCCAGAGACAAACAACUAAAAGCUCACACGCAUCACCGGCCGCCGCCCAAGACAGGAGCUGGGCCUUCUGCUGCCCUGCCUUCCUAUGAUGAAAAAGGUCUAGUUCAGUCCCGUGUAAAAGCAUCUUGACCCAAGACAGGCACAGUCCCCUCAAGGAAUGAU
Octodon degus (degu) is the source of this 2381-nucleotide messenger RNA. RefSeq names its product syncytin-1-like. NCBI's taxonomy places the organism in Eukaryota, Metazoa, Chordata, Mammalia, Rodentia, Octodontidae. The record is from RefSeq and is a predicted model, not a curated record. The transcript has 2 exons.